AUGAAGACCAGCAUCCUGCUUAUGUUCCUUUGGGGGUUGUCCUGUGCACUCCCAGUAACCAGGUAUCAAAAUACUGAAUCUGAGAGCUCUGAAGAAUGGAAGGAUCACUUGGCUCAGACGCCAACACCACCUUUGGAGAACAGUGAGUCAUCGGAAGAAAGUAAAGUUAGCUCAGAGGAACAGGCAAAUGAAGACUCCAGUGACAGUGCUGAAUCGGAGGACAGCCUUGAUGAUCAUCAAUAUAUGCAUAGACCAGCUGGUGGCCUCUCUAGGAGUGGAGGAAAAGAAGGAGAUGAUAAAGAUGAUGAUGAAGAUGACAGUGGAGAUGACACUUUUGGAGAUGAUGACAAUGGCCCAGGACCUGAAGAAAGACAAGGAGGAAAAUCCAGACUCAAAAGUAAUGAAGACUCAGCUGACUCCACACAAUCCAGGGAAGAUAGUCCCCCACUAGGGGAAGAUAGUGCCCAAGAUACCACCAGUGAGAGCAGGGACCUUGACAAUGAGGAUGAGAUGAACAGCAGGCCUGAGAGAGGUGACUCUGUUCAAGAGAGUGACAGUAAGGAACACUGGGUAGGAGGUGGCAGUGAAGGGGAUAGUAGCCACGGGGAUGGCUCUGAGUUUGGUGAUGAAGAAAUGCAGAAUGAUGAUCCAGAUACUAUCAGGAAUGAGAGAGGCAACUCCAGAAUGAAUAGUGCCAGUGUCAAAUCAGAAGAAUCAAAAGGAAACAGUGAUGAGCAAGCAAGCACUCAGGAUUCAGGUGACAGCCAAUCAAUGGAGUAUCCCAGGAGGAAAAUUUUCAGAAAAUCCCGCAUUUCUGAAGAAGAUGACAUAGGUGAGCUUGAUGAUAGCAACACAGUGGAAGAAGUCAAGAGUGACUCAACAGAAAAUGCCAACUCCAAAGAAACUGGCCUCAGCCAAUCCAGGGAAAACAGUGAGAGUGAAUCUGUAGAAGAGAGUGAGGAGAAUCAGUCCCAAGAAGACAGUCAAAACAUACAAGACCCCAGUAGUGAGUCUAGUCAAGAGGUGGAUCUCCCAUCUCAAGAAAAUAGUAGUGAAUCUCAGGAAGAGGUAGUGACUGAGUCCAGGGGUGACAACCCAGAUAACACCACCAACCACUCAGAUCAGGAAGAUAGUGACUCCAGUGAAGAGAACAGCUUGAAUAAACCCUCCAGUUCAGAAAGUGAAUCCACAGAGGAGCAGGCUGACAGUGAAUCCAACGAAAGCCUCAGAUCCUCAGAGGAAAGCCCAGAGUCCACUGAGGAGAACAGUUCUAGCCAGGAGGACCUUCAGUCUCACAGUGCCUCAGCAGAGAGCCAGAGUGAAGAAAGCCAGUCUGAGCAGGACAGCCAGUCUGAGGAAGAUGAUGCCAGUGAUUCUCAGGACAGCAGCAAAUUAAAAGAAGACAGCAACUCAACUGAGAGCAAAUCAAGCAGUGAGGAAGAUGGCCAGUCAAAAAACACUGAGAUAGAAAGCAGAAAAUUAAUAGUUGACACUUAUCACAACAAACCCAUUGGGGAUCAAGAUGACAAUGACUGCCAAGAUGGCUAUUAG
This is a messenger RNA of Nyctereutes procyonoides (raccoon dog), 1551 nucleotides long. It is a transcript of the gene DMP1, whose product is annotated as dentin matrix acidic phosphoprotein 1. NCBI's taxonomy places the organism in Eukaryota, Metazoa, Chordata, Mammalia, Carnivora, Canidae. The coding region runs from base 1 to 1551 and encodes 516 amino acids. The record is from RefSeq and is a predicted model, not a curated record. Gene Ontology annotation, molecular function: extracellular matrix binding. Gene Ontology annotation, cellular component: extracellular matrix. The transcript has 5 exons. Gene Ontology annotation, biological process: ossification; extracellular matrix organization.